CCGAGGGCCAGGGCUUUCCUGCACGCCCGACCUACGGCUCAGGGCGCCGCUCUCCCCCCCGAAACGGGCCAGAGCAGCCGAGCGCCUGGGAUUCUCCUAGGGGUUUGGAAAAGCAGCUGUGAUUUCACUACCGAAGGAAAAAAUGGAAACGGGAACUUGACGCCCGCGCAACCUGGCCGCGCCCCAGCCCUCGCUCGUACGCGCUCUCCGGGGGCAGAAGGCUUCGGGGAGCUAGCUUAGGCGGGCUCCUACCCCCGCCCGUCCCCUGCCGCCCCUGGCCACCCCCUGCUGCGUCCCCCGCCCCGGCUCUAGACGCCUGGCCUGUCCUGGGGAGAGAGCGGAGCCGCGCGGACCACACAACUCGGAGGUCUUCCUUUCGUCUUUUCAGUUUCGCAAUGUGGGUCCUGCCACCACGACGGCCCCGGCGGCGGGGCUUGGACGCGGCCCGAGCGCUAUGUACAGCGUAGAAGACCUCCUGAUCUCCCACGGCUACAAGCUGUCCAGAGAGCUGCCGGCACCGCGCAAGGAUGACGGCGAGGGGCGCCAGCCCGUGAGGCCCCGGGCGCCGGCGGGCCCCGGCCUGCUGAACGGCUGUGACGAUGGCCCUGCCGCCUCCCCACGCGGCCAGGCCUCGCUGGGGACCGGCCGCCUGAGCGAGCCCGAAAGCCGCGGCCGCGGGCCUCGGAGCCUCGGGGAGCCCCCGAGCGCUGCUGCCGCUGCGCAGAUUCCCGAGGCUGGGCUCCGCCAGCAGCGCCCGGCCGGCCGCAGCCACACCUACCGGAGGAGGGAGCAGGAGGCCCGCGAGGAGCCGGCCCGGGCCCCCAGCCCGCCCGCGUACGCCACCCAGGGGCCCCGGGAGGCUGGAGGAAGGAGCGAGGACGUGAUGAAGAAGGCACUUGGCGAGGAAGGGCUGGGACUGGCGGCUCCCGCCAGGUGGCAGAGCGUCCGCGUCGGAGGCCAGAGCCAGCCACGGAAGCCGGGGGGGCAGAUGCCGGCUGGCGUCGGGGAGAAGUUGUUCCAAGACCUGCACCCGUGCGUACUCGGAGGUCACGGCUUGACCUCCCAGAGCCCAGGGACAUCCCAGUCGCUGCCGAGAGUUCUUUCCCCCGAGGACCUGAGCUGCGUGGAGAUUCCCAUCCCGCUGAGCGACGGGCACUUGCCGGGUGUCCCUCAAGUGCCGUUUCAGCCUCCAAACGGUGCUCGCGAUUUGGAAUCCACCAGGAACCCCGAGAAGGGUGGCUCCUUGGCCCCCUUACCCCGGCCUCGGUUUGGGAGGCCGCUCAAGCCUCCAUCUUACGGCUCCCACCAACACUGCAGGGCCGGCGCGGAAAACGGCAGCUACGCGGACAGCCGGCAGCCGGACUCGCCUGCUGCCCCCUCGGCCAAGGCGAACGACGCCGCCAGGCAGGAGCCGUGCGCGCCCGACCCCGGCCUGGAGCCCCCGGUGUACGUGCCUCCGCCCUCCUACCGGCCGCUCCAGGCCGCCGCACCCGCCUGCCCGGGGGAGGCCCGAGGGCGGAGGCCCGAGGGCGGAGGCUGCCGUGCGCAGCGGCACCCGAUGGAGAAGGAUGCCGCCGGCGGCCAGCCCCCUUGGGGCCCCCGGGGAGCCGGGGAGGAGCGGGGGCCCGGCCCGUGCUCUCCUGUCGGGGUCCUCCCGCAGCCCCGCCCCGCCACGGCUUGUGACGGCUCCGUCCUGUACAUCCCCUUCGACGACCCACGGAUACGACACAUUAGACUCGCCCGACCCCACGGGUUCUGGGAAGACGUGAAGCUGGACGGCCCUGUCCCUGCCCCAGAGCCGGCGCCUGGAAGCCUGCAGGGGGAGGCUGCCGUUCGGGGCCCCUCGGGGAGCGAGAGCCGCCCCACCCCGGCCGAUCCCAGCGGCCCCUGGCUGUGGGACCGGCUCCCCAGGGGUGGAGAAGACGGUGGCUUUGCUGACCAGAGAGACGCCUGCGUCGUCACUCGGAGUCAGCGGCCCGACGUGCGCGAAGAAAGCCUCGUCUCCUCCCCGAGCCCCCAGGGCGAGGGUACCUGCGAGACACAAACCCAGCUCAGAAAGUUCGAAGCUGGGCGGCAAACCAAGAAAAGUUCAAAGAAAAAAAUGAGCGAGACGAUAUUUUGUUUGGUUUCCAUCCCAGUUAAGUCAGAAUCACAUCUGCCAGCUACAGAUACGAACAACAAUGACUUGAAACAGAGCGCGGAUAAGAGGCCUGGGCCCGAGAAGAGCGCGGCUCUGCCAGAGCAGAGCCUGCUGAGCUUGUCCUCCACCGACCUGGAGCUGCAGGCGCUCACGGGUGGCAUGACCGGGAGGACGGAGCUCUGGGAACCAGACCCGGGGGGCCCCGGAGGAGACCAGCCAACCGACGGCCCCAGGUUCCCACAGCCUGCGAAGCACCGAGCGCUCGCGUGUCCUGGCUCGUGGCCCGGGCAGCAGUACAGAGACCAGCAGACGCAGACCAGCUUCGCCCAGGAAUCCCACAGCCCGCGGCCCCUCCCCGGGGAGAUGCGGGGAGGGUCCCCCGACGCCGCGCUGCCUCCAAGAUGUUUGGACGCCUUCGGGGUUCAGAUGCACGUGGCGCUGGCGUCCAGUGACCAGAGCCAGAGGCCCGGGGCUCCUUCCCCGAAAGGCCAAGGGGGGCCCCUCAGCCCGUGCAGCGGCAGCGCCUUCUCAGGGUCUUCCUCGUCCAGGAACCAGGCCCCCAGCCCGGGUGAGCCACGCGUGGACGGCCGUGGCCGCGGAGGCAGCCCGGUGCCCAGGGCCGAGGUGGUCAAGGGGGCGACCACAGGCCCCUGCAACAGUAGACAGCCGUUCGGGCAGUUCCUCCUGAAGCCCGUUAGCCGCCGCCCCUGGGACUUGAUCAGCCAGUUGGAAAGUUUCAACAAGGAGCUUCAGGAGGAGGAAGGGAGCAGCGACGGCGGUGGCGACGGCAGCGGCAGCGAGGACAGCGAGACGGAGCCGCCCUGGGGAGGCCGUGCCCAGCCCGCGCCCGAGCGCCCAGACCUCCCGGAGGGCAGGGCACCCGAGGACCCGGAGCCCAGUCCGGGCAGCGUCAAGGGCAAGCCCGAGAGCUGGGGCGAGGGGGCGAGGCCUCGGCCCCCCGGGAGCUGGAUGGCGGAGGAGGGGGACCGGGAGGUCGAGGCCGGGGUGCCCGAGCCGGCCGUCAGCCCGGGGCCUGCGAGACGAGCAGCGUCUUCCGGGCCGAGCGAUGCCGGAGCGGGGCCCCCGCGCGAUCCAGCGGAACCGAGGGCGCCCCCGCCGAGUCGGGAGCUCCGCGGCGGGCUCGCUGCUGCGGAGCUGAGCGCAGCCAGCGCACCCACGGCGGGCGGUGGGGAGCAAGGGGCCACGGGGGUCCCCCUCUCUCUGGCUGGCAAGCCCCGAGGCCUGUCGGCGCCGGACUUGAGGUCUGUGGGGCUGACGCCGCGGCCGGAGCAGAGCGCCGGCCAGUUAGCGGGGUCUCCGGGGGAAGCCAGUGCAGUAGAAAUACCCCCAAACGAGUCUCUCCAAGCCAGGGCUGCCAGGAUCCUGGGCAUUGAGGUGGCCGUGGAGUCCCUGCUGCCAGGCGCCCGAAGGACAGGGCAGAGCCAAGACCCCGAGCCCGACGGAGGUGCCCGCAGGCUUGAGGCCCCCGGGCAGGAGGCGGCGGCCGGCCCAGCCCAGCGGUGUGACCCCGCCGCGUCCGCCGACGCCUUCUACAGCAGGAGGAGGUGCGGCUGGACCGAAAGCCCGCUGUUUGUGGGAGAAGGGGCCAGCGCCCGGCAGGCUCCCCGGGCCUCCGAGCCCGCGGGCGUGGACGGGGCCGUCCCCAGCAAGGCCCCUGAGCCUCAGCCCCGCCCCCAGGAGUGCCAGCCCUUCCAUCCCAAGGACGUGGGGACAAAGCCACCCUUCAGGUCCACCUUGUUCCAUUUUAUAGAAAGGACCCCAAAUUUGGCAGCCUCAGAGAAGAGGCUCCGAAGCACGUCCAAAGUGAUUGAAAGUUUACAGGAGAAACUGGCGUCCCCCCCGCGGAGGGCAGACCCCGACCGCCUGAUGAGGAUGAAGGAGGUGAGCUCUGUGUCUCGGUUGAGGCUCCUGACCUCGCGGGGCGCAGACACUGCGGAGGAGGCCGAGGAGCCGAAGGCCGAGAGGGGCCCCGGGGCGCGGCCGGGAGGCCCGGGGGCUCUGAGCGCCAGGCACAAGCUCUCUGACCCCAGGGGUGCCCUCCCGCUGGAGGAAGACGGGCAUCCGACAGCACAAAGGGAGGAGAACGGCGGUCAGGACUUCUGGUGCCCAGACUCGUACGACCCUAGCAGGGUGGAGAGGGUGUGAUGACGCACGAGUGGGGUGCGGGGCUGUGUCAUCUGCUAACGGAGUGAUCUCCGAGCUGGCCUCAGCCCCGCCGCCCGGGAGGAAGCUGGGACCCUCGCUGUGAUAUCCUGUCCCCACUGCCGCCAGGAAACUCAUCAGCCCUAAAGAGUCACCCUGUGGAAGUAAAGCAGUAGUCCGUUGAAACCAUCUGUUUUUAUAGCACAAAGAGUUAAUACCUAUAUUUAGAAAAGAGUCACAAAGACCCUCCUUAAUGAUGGGUUUAGCCAAGCUGGUAAAGAGUUUGGUGUUAAUCUGGCUGUAUGUGAAAACUCAAACGUGGAUGAUAUGAUGAAUGAUUUUAAAAGGACCGUGAAUGUCGCAAAUCCCCCUUCGCUUCCCCGUGGCCUGCGGUCCACGCUCAUGUCACGGAGUUUGGGAUGUAGGCCAUUGCUAGUGUGUCAGCACUUUGAGUUCUGGGGAAAUGUGAACGCAUAUGUAUGAUCCAUUUCUCAUCAGUCUGGCCUUCUGCUGAAGUCACUUUACGUAUAAGUAACUUGCCAUCAGAGAAUAAAGCUGUAGCUUUUAAGUUCCCAAAAGAUUAAAACUUGUACCAUAAUGAACUAAGAGUGUUAUUUAUCUGGCAAUGAGAUACUUUGAUCGUUUGCAAACAUGAUGUUGUCUGCUUUGCACUCAGUAUUAUCUAUUUUUAUUUCCUGUAUGGAUGUUUAGAAAUUCUUUAUAUGAAAAAUAAUUGCUGGUUUAAAAUAGACCAUUUUAACAAAGUAACUAUAUUUCUUUUUACAAAAAUGCUAUUUUUCUAUGAUGUAAACAAUUGUUAGGUGGCAGAUUUUUAAGGAAGUUUAUUGUAUUUAAGAGUCUGUAUCCCUUUGUGUGAGAGGAACCCAAAGAGGGUUCACGUUUGCUUUAAAGCAUAUAGCCCUUACCCGUUCACAACUCUGCUACUUUUAGUUUAUCUUAGAAAGAGAUGUCAAUAUAGGCAUUUUUCAGGGUUAAUAAAAUUAACUUUUCACAAAGAUUUUUUUUACAAAUAGAGCUGUACGGUUAUAUUUGGAAAUAACCCUCUUAAAACCAGCCAACAUCCUUAUGACAAAUUUUUGCUGCCAUAUCCACUAGAAUUACCAAAAAACAUAGUUUCAUCUUUGUACGUCUGUGGGGAUCCGCCCUGAGACCAUACUUCCCUUCUUCCCACCCCGCCCCUUUAAAGAAAUAUGUAUUUUUAUCUAGAAUCAUCCUUAAUUAGCGUCUGCAUAGUUUUCAAAAGUGCUAGAGACAUUAUAUGUAUGCCAUUACGAAAGUAUUAUGAGGCCUAUGUAUUCUACUGUUUACUAUUGCAUUAACCUGCACAAAGUUUAUGCAUUUUUUAUGCAUUUGUCACUUCUUUCUAAGUCGGGCGUUCUUGUGAGCUAACAUUUCCUGAAUGGUUUCUUGUCUCCUCCCUCCCUCCUUUUCCUCUCCUUUUUUUUUUUUUUUUUCCUUUCUUUCUUCUUUCCUUCUCUCUCUCUCUUUUUCAGAAACCACCUUAUCUAUUUUUAGGCAUUUCAAAUUCCUAAAAUGUGAACUAUUGGGUGGUCUGCAGUUUGGCCCUAAAAUGACUCUGGGCUUUCAUGGCCUGUUUUUAUCUGUACCUUAUGAUUUUAUUUCAUCAGAACUUCAUGUAUUUGGAUGGUAAUAAACAACACAGAAUCCAA
This is a messenger RNA of Balaenoptera musculus (blue whale), 5994 nucleotides long. RefSeq names its product junctional cadherin 5 associated (gene JCAD). Gene Ontology annotation, biological process: positive regulation of blood vessel endothelial cell proliferation involved in sprouting angiogenesis. Gene Ontology annotation, cellular component: adherens junction; ruffle membrane. The record is from RefSeq and is a predicted model, not a curated record. The coding region runs from base 455 to 4306 and encodes 1283 amino acids. The transcript has 4 exons. Lineage: Eukaryota; Metazoa; Chordata; Mammalia; Artiodactyla; Balaenopteridae.